CCCACAAGGGUUCAUGCCGGGCUCUGACGCAUGAAUGAGAAUGAGGCUCAGAGACUCCUCUUAAUUGACCCUCGCCUGAUCGCGGCUCUUGAUAAGUUUCAUCUACUCAACUGUGGUGUGCCCCUCGGUUGGCAUGUUCGGCUCUAGACCGUGGUGAAUCAAUGAACGAAUCCGGCUUCUGAAUCCGAUCGUAUUCCAGAAGGACGCUCGCCUGACUCGCGGCCCCAUCCGCCUGUCAUAUUCAUUCCUCAGGUUUCCCUACCUACCUUGAGAGCUGCAAACCUCUUCAACUAUCGUCGUCUUCGACGUUGCCCCUCGUUACGUUUCUUUUCGUUCCUUUCUCUCUCUCUGGGUGAAUUCGCCUUCAGUCCCUUCUUUUACGGCCAUACCGUUACAGCUGGCGCCAUCAACGGAUUCUCGUCGGCAAUGUUUCUGAAGCAGUAGCGGGGCAUCUAGAAAUAUUUGAGUAGUGAUUUGCAGCGACUUUGCGCCACUGGUAUAGAGUUGAAGGUUCGGGGUUAUUUGUAGAGUUAUCACGAUGUUGCUUCCAAGGUGGUCCAGGGUCUGGGCGCUAUUCUACCUGAUCAUCUGUCUGAAUGUGGUGAUCGCGGGCCCGUUGGGACCGAAUCGAAGACAGGAGGACGCUCCGGCAACAGCCGAGCCUUUAACAACGACGACUCGAGAAGGCAAUGAAGAACAGACGACGACCCCAACCGCUGCUUCAGAACCCACCACCGACCCGUUAGAGGAGACUACCACUACCGCCGAGGUCACGACUAGCGCAACAAGCACUCCGACCCUGACGCAGACUCCGGUUCCCUCGGCCAUCAACGGGAAUGAUCCGAGCGAUGAGAGUUUUGUCAACGACGCUCCGAUCGUGCCUGGGGAACUACCCCUACCAGCUCGACUAACUCCCGGAUGGGGUGUCGCUGGUGCAAUUCUGCUUAUCACGGGCGCCGUGUACACUCUGGUCGGGAUGAAGAAUGCAUGGUUGCAAACCUUUUUCUCCUCGGCGUGUCUCGUCGCUCUAUGCAUAACCGUCUUGAUCCUAUACGUCAUGAAUCUCCCUACGACGGAUGCCAUUCAAGGAGCAUACGUUGUAGCAGUCGUGUGCAGUGGUGCCAUCCUUGGCGGAGCUGCUACUGCUUUCAGGGAGCUCACAGAGGGUCUCGGGUGUCUUCUGGGCGGUUUCUGCCUUGCUAUGUGGCUGCUGACACUGCGCGAGGGUGGCCUAAUUCCCUCAACCGUCGGCAAGGUUGUUUUCAUUGCUGUCUUAGCGGUGGUAGGCUUUGCGCUCUACUUUUCCCAUUACACCAGGCCGUACGCUUUGAUAGGACUGAUGUCUUUCGCCGGCGCAACGGUUACCGUCUUGGGCAUUGAUUGUUACAGCAGAGCAGGGCUCAAGGAGUUCUGGGCGUACAUCUGGAAUUUAAACGACAGGCUAUUCCCCCUGGAUACCACCACAUACCCGUUGACCAAAGGUAUCAAGGUUGAAAUCGCCGUCGUCGUCGUGCUCGCCAUCAUCGGCGUAGUAUCUCAGAUAAAACUAUGGCGGGUGAUCCAGGAACACCGUGCGAAACGAGCGGAGGAACAAGCCGAGUUCCGCAGGAUGCGCGAAGAGGAGGAGGAAACCGUCGGGCGACGGGUCGAAGAAGACAACGAACGGGAGCGGAGACAAUGGGAGACCGUAUACGGAGAAGCACAGCCAUCUAGCCCUACUGUUUCCCACGACUCGGGCGUUGGGGAGAUGGAUAAUGAAAAGAGGACUCGUGUUAGCCAUGCCGCCUUCCAACCCGUAUCGCCGGCCGAGACCGUUGAUGAGAACACCAUCGAGAUGGCACAGCUGUCGGAGUCCGGAGGCAAUACAUCGUCCGAAGCAGCGAAACAGGCUUGCGAUGGUCUUGUCGUGGCAGAGAGCGACGAGGACAAACGAGUAACCAUCAGAGUCUCGCGCGAUGAACGUGAUCACCACGAUGACGACUCAUCACCCAUGCCGGAGCCCGACGAGAAGGCAUGGAUGGCCGGUGCUAGCGAGAAAACGAGAUCCACGUCCCCGAAAUCGCUUCGCAGCACUCAAAGGAUUUCGAACAUGCCGGCUCCCGAGGUGAUACCGUUACCUUUUAAAGUGCCCGAGUCGCAUGAAGCGAAGAAUGUCGACGACGAUGAUCGAUCGUCAUUCGCAACAUUUGCGGACGAAGAUGAGCGAUCCAUUACGAUGAACAAGCGAGCCUCGAGAGCCUCACUAUCGAAGAGAUUCUCGGCGGGAUCAGCUAACCUACUAGAAAGCUUGUCUCGGCGUUCUAAACAAUCACUGAGGUCUAAGCAGAAGACGGGAGAGGUUGAAUUGCCCCAGCCGUCGUCAAGAUGGGCGGAAAGCGGCGAGGAACUCAUGCCCGCAGAGAGGAAUGCCUUCGCGGACAUUGGAUCUGUCGCUGCUACCAUCGACGGCUUGAGUGACGAUGGGGAAGACAGGGCAGAGCCGAGCCAAGGCGAAGAAUCGGGGCGGGCAAUGGAAAUCAAGGCAGAAUUGGCGGGUGAGCCAUCAAAAUCGCAGCCCUCUUCCGAUAAUAAGACAGCAGCUCAAUCAGAGCUGGUCGACACCCAGGAUGAGGACGACAAUCGCCCUUUCUCUCUGGUGGAAACCGUCGCAACAGAUAUUCUAAAUACAUCGCUCCCGGAUGAGGCACUUGAACAGAAGCCAGAGCAGAACGGCACGUCGAAUGUAACAGAGAAUAUAGAAGGGACAGAUGGCGCGAGCCCGAUAAGUGCCGCGGAGGCGAAGUCCCCUUCGGAGACAUCAAAGCCCCCCAAGUCGACGUCUCCGUCAGUUGCUUCCUCAGCAAGCCUGACGAAGGAGCGUCUACCGUCUAGCCUGUCCCGCGUAGCGCUGUCUUACCGGACGAACGAGUGGGCCAAACAUCUGAGCCUAGCCGAGAAGCCCGAGCUAGAGACACUGCAGUUGAACGAAUACCCGGAACACGACGAGGCUUCGGGGGAACGGGAGGAGGAACUCCCAGUCCCCGUUAACGUCGAUGAACUCAGGCAGACACCCGAGAGCGGCAUCCCAGCGGCGCCUAUAUCCAGAACCCCCUCUACAAUUUCGAACGCUCAUUCGAACGCCCAGGGCUACCGUUCCUCGCCAAGGACCUCAUUGGGGUCGGCACCGUUCAUGUCUCCCGCAGGUGCGGCCCUAGACACCAGCGAUCGGCUAGGCAACAUGAAGGGCCCGGCCGCGCACGGUCACGGGACGCGCGCGAAGGGCCGCCGGCAGUCCGGCGACGUCGCUAUCCAGCCGAUCCUGGAGGAGAGGAGCGAGCAGCUCAGCGUGCGCAGCGAGCCCACCCCCGAAGAAGGCGAGGCAACGGUCUCGGCGCGGCCCCUGUCGGGCCCGAGCCGUCACGCGAUCCCCGGCGUCGUGUCGUACUCGAGCCCGCAGACGCUCAUCGGCAAGCGCGAGAUGUUCCUGCGCCACAAGACGCUGGCGCUCUCGUCGUCAGCGGGCCCCGAGGCCAGCCCCCAGCACCACCAGGCGGAGGCGGCGGCGCUCGCGGGCCCGGACGCCGACGACCUGCCCCUCAGCCAGCGGCGCGAGCUCAUGCGCAACAGCAGCUUCUUGUCUGCCACCUCGGCGACGGGCGGCGGCGCGAACACGCGGCCGAGCAGCGCGCUGCGCAUGGCGUACUCGCCGGGCGCGAGCCCGACGGCGGCGGAGGGCAGCAUGUCGUUCGACUCGCACCCGCCACAGUGGCGGGCGUCGGCGGCGUCGACGGGGCCGAGCGCGGCGCAGCGCGAGGCGCAGCUCUCGAGCUUCCGGCAGUCGGUGGCGGCGGAGCUGCGGACGGGAGCGGGGCGCGAGACGCCGCAGCGGACGGCGUCGGCGUCGUCGGCGGCGAUGGCCGAGGCCUCCUACGGCCUGAUGGAGCACCAGCGAACAGCGCUGCUCUCGCAACGGGACCAGGAGGCGCUGCGCCGCGAGAUCGAGCGCCGCGACAAGGAGCGCAGCGAGCGCGCGUUCGAGGAGAGGAUGCGCCGCGGCGACCUGAUCGACGCGCACCGCGAGGCGAUGCGCCGGAUGCAGAGUAACGUCAGAGACCAGUGAGACUGGUGCGGACACGCGCGCACGUGGGAUAUGGUAACGGAUACAUAUACAUGGGUAGUCUGUUUCGCCGUUGCUCUUUUUUUCGUCGUUUUCAGCUCGGGGUUGGUCGGGGCAGGUCGGAUCUGCGAAUUGAUACCCCUUUCUUUCCUUUCACUCGGGCUUGCGGCCCCUAUUCUCGCUCACACUCCCUCGCCCUCCGGCGCACUGCCAACGGGACAACCGCCAACCGCAGCCACAGCUACGCAAUUCCGCCAACAUACCCACGGUGUUGGUGCUGUCACGGUUGGCGCUGAUACCCUGUGUGGCUUACUCCUACGCCAGCAGGCGCAGACAUCCGGACCAUUUCGCGGUCCUUACAACCGGCCGGCAAACCGGCCUGGCCUCUCGAGUAUUGUCUAAUUCAUAAUGACUAGCACCGACUAAGGGUGGACGGGCGAAAAGAGGCAAAAUCAAGCGAGGAGGGGGGGGGGGGGGGGCAUAUGAAA
Molecule: messenger RNA, 4584 nt
Organism: Durotheca rogersii
Lineage: Eukaryota; Fungi; Ascomycota; Sordariomycetes; Xylariales; Xylariaceae
Exons: 2
Coding region: 539-4099 (1186 amino acids)
Source: RefSeq, a predicted model, not a curated record